AAUUGAUAAACAUGGAAGAUGGCCGAAUGACGUGAACGAACUCAUGGGGAAAUCCCAAACAUCGAUCAUUAGCGGUUUCUGCCUUCUUUUCUUCGUUUUUUGAAUGAAGUUCAUCAAGAACAAUGCCGUGGUACUUCCCUUGGCCUGAUUACAUAAAGAAAAAGGCAUGCAGGUAUUUACUUCAGCGAUAUGUCGGCAAUUUCUUGGAAGAGAAAUUGACUCUCGAUCAGCUGAGUGUGGACAUUUACAGUGGCACUGGAACAGUGAAAGACGUAAAGCUUGAUGUCUGGGCACUGAAUGAGCUAUUGGAAAGCUGUGGAGCACCGGUAGAGAUACGAGAUGGAAGCGUUGGGAGCAUCUCUGUUGAGAUACCCUGGUCAUCCUUGCUCACGUCUAGUAGCAAGGUAGAGAUUAAAGGAUUACAGCUUACCAUACAACCAAAGUAUAGGACUGAAGAUGGCUCGCCAGAAGGAAAUGGGAGUAUCAGUGACUCCAUGUGGAGCAGUCUGACCAGCAGUAUCAUGCUUGCCCAGGAGUGUCUCAAGCAGGAUCCCACAGAAGGAGAACAGGAGGCAGGGAGCAGCCAACCCUUCGAAGGGCCAGAGCUCCUGGCACAGACUAUCGAAUCAGUUUUGAUGCGAGUGGAAGUGACCUUGAUUGAGACUGUUGUCCGAUUAGAACAUGUUCCACAGGGGUCCAGCACAGGAAUAGCUUUAGAAGUCCAUAUUGAGAGGUUACGUUUCUUUGACGAGGAUGCACAGGAAGCCGUCCAUCGGGACCAGGGGAGCAGCGUGGAUCCUUCCAGCCCGCCGCGCUUUGAACCUGCAGCCUUCGUGCACAAGAACCUACAGAUGAUGGGGGUGACGGUGAGGUGCGAGGAGUUCCCGGAGCAGCAACGCCAGUCUGUUUGGGUCGUCUCCCCGACCAGUUCUCCUCCAUCCUCAUCAGACCUCUUGAGAGAUGCUUUGUCUAAAGGUCUGAACACCAGCGGAGGGAUGGAGCAGAGUACAUUCCUGCAUGCGGCCUCCUCCCCUGAAAUGCCUCCCCAACACCCUCGUGAGAUGAAUGGGGUCAAAGGUCUUGGGUCAUCUGCCUUCACAGCUGACCUUCUAGGGUCAUGCCUGGUCGGAGAGUGUGCUGGAAAACAAGAACUCAAGGUCAAGAUCAAACAGAAUGAUCAUAUAGCUGGACCAAAGGCCGACCUGGAUGUCUACCUUGCUUCGGUGAAUUUCUUCCUUUCUCCUAAACAAGUGCAUCUCUUGACGGAACUCUUCAGUGGAUUUCUGUCUCCUGCAACUUCGGAUGUAGCUACCGUACGGGGGCGCCAGCCUAACAAAAUUAUGCAACCGGAGGAUUACCAACGGAUAGAGACUGAUAUACAAGAGCAUCAUCAGGUAGAUCAGACAAUGAAGAAAGGAUCAUGGAGUCUCCAUGAUGAUGAUGAUCUUGAUGAUGAUUGUGAUGAUGAUCUUCAACCUUCUUUUCAGCACUCAUUAGAUGAUGAUGAUGUAUUCUUCUCCAUGACGAGUAGUAUGAUGUCACUGUCGACCUUUGUCCAUUCCAAUGACAUGGAAUCAUCUCUGUCCAGUUCAAUCAGUUCGUGUUCAACAGAUACAAGUCAUGCAGCUAGCAGCGUAACUCACAUGAGCUAUGGAAGCACCCUGUAUCGAGCACCAGGAGCCUCCCCUAUGGCAACUGCUAUGCCAAGGUCUACGGGACACAAGAAACACCGGCACAAAAAAGGUUACACUGACCACCUGGACGAUGCAGCCGAGAUGACGCGCUACAAGAUCCGAUUCAGCAGCAUCACGGCAACGAUCCUCCAUGAAGACCCGUCUCCUCCUCCCGUCAUUCCUGCAUCCACCGUCCCUUCCUCCUCCUCAUCCUCCCUUCCGUCCCCCGCAUCAUCCCAGACCAGGGUCGGCAGCGGGAUGACCAGAGAGGAGGUGCUGUCCCAGAGGGCGGGCUAUUUCUUUGCCGCUCUGGGCAAGGGCGGUUUCCGACGCAAGGACCAGGACGAUUGGGCGGAGAGGUUCGAGACGGCCUGCCCCCAUGAUCAUCUCAGACUCAUAGCAGCUCCGUUCACCCUUGAGUGCGAAUGCAAGAGCAAUAGCCACUGGAAUGUGACCUUGGUUGAGCUGUCUGUUGGGAGCGUUGACCUCCAAGAGUGUCUGUUCAGCAGGCAGAAUCAAACCAACAGUCUACCUAAUAGAACACCUCAGCCAGCUGAACACAUACAGAUCUUAUCAUUGAGUGGAGAGAGUGGAAAUGAAAGCAGCUAUAUUACCAAACCUAGUAUCAGGACCAAGUUAAAACAUGCUCAGAAGAUCAGAAAUCAGACCAGCAAGAGAAGACAUAUAGUGAAGCCGACUCUUGACGUCAGCAUAGAACUGGGCGUGGUGCAAUGUGAAGUGGAUAUCUCUCUAGUCGAUCGUCUUUACACCCUGCUCCAUCCCCAGCCUUCCUAUGGCAUGGAUUCAUCCGGGCAAAGAAUGUAUCACUCUAUGCAAGCGAAUACUAGUCUAAAUAAACAAGCGUUUUUCAGACAAGCAUUGGAUGAUUCACCGAGUGGGUCUGACCUGCAGACUAAUAUUAGUGUGACCUGUUUGUCUACUGUCAUAGCACUAAGGUUUCCUAUUCCUGAUCUUAGAGGAUUAAGUGAGGUGGCUUGGUGGAGGAGAUCGCUGCGAGAUGAGAUACUCCUCGUACAAAUCACGGAAGGAGAGUUUAAUAGCGCUAUCAGAGAUAACAAGACUCAACAGAAGUUUCUUGUCAAAGCUAGGGAAAUCAAAUCCUCUGUGAAGUUAAAGCCAGAUGAAGCACCAAUACCCUUUGUGAAAGUGAGUGAAGGUCGGCCAGAUAAUUCAUGCAACUCAGACAAGACCUUCAACUGGCCAAGAUUACUGGUGGUAGUUAGCCCUGUCAUGCAGCCCUCCGUAUUGGAAGAGGACCAAGAGAUAAGCCCAGCUGGUCCUGAUCUAAACAUAUCAUGGGAUAAGAGUUACUUCCAGCAGCAGGAAACGGAACCAUCGCCUUUCAGUUCAAAGAAAGUCAUGUACGAGAGUGAACAGAUGGUGAUGCCAGGGGACCAAGAAGAGAUGAGAGAUUUCAUGAAAAAGACAAUACCCAACUCAAGACUAGUGUUUGAACUCAAUAUACCAAGGAUCAACGUGUUACUAGAGAGCAAAGACUUCUUAGAAAUACUAUACAACAGGUUUGCCAAUGACAUGUUACUCUGGCAGCCGACUGCUCCAACCCCAAGGGAUCCCAUAGAGAGUCGAUACUAUCAAGGAUCAGGGGGGUUGGAUCUAGCUACCCAGCUGGCUGGGAGUAGUGUAGCCGAGAGGUUCGGCAUGUGCAAGUCUGGUCUUCAGUUUGAUUCUGAGUCAGACGAAGAUGAGGAGCCGGACAGCCUUCAGUUCUACUCUGUCUAUGAUCACAACUCAUCGUCAAUGAAUUCAAAGUCCCAUCGGUCAAAACAUGGUGGUCAGAUAGCAGAAAGGACCAGUGGUCAGCAUUACAUGUCCUUUACCCUGAAUAUCAACCAUGGUAAACUGACCAUGGGAAUGCCUAUCAAAAAUCCUGAUGGGACUGUUAGUGAGACUGAACAUGGUGAAUGUCUUCUGGAGGUUGAGGAUGGUUGUCUGUUUGCUGUCACUGCUUAUAAAGGAAAUGACAAUGAGAGUUACCUCAGCCUCCAAGCCAACAGAGUGGCUCUGUACCAUGACGGUUGUGUAACUCACCCCUUCCGGGAGUCUCUGGACAGCACCAGACUGUCCCCUCCAGACCACAUGAAGUGUUGUCUCUAUCUCUCAGACGAUGGAGUCUCCACAAAGACGGGAGGGAGUGUAGGCAAAGGGGGCAACAGCCUGCAUAUGGUGUCCCUGGCCAUGAAGAAUUCCUUUGAUCCUGUAGGUAAUGUGAAGACGUCAGAUUGUGCAAUAGCGGUGCGAGGGGCCACCCUUCGUCACUACAUGUGUCAGCCGGAGUACCACUGGUGCACCCAGUUAGGAGAUUUCUUUGAUGUGAUAGAUGAACAGAUCAUGGGUUAUGAUAUGCCUGCUGUUGUCACCCAGCUUCAUGCCCACUUCUGGGGCUGUGGUCUUGAUUACAGGCCUUUGUACUUACCGUUAAAGUCUUUCAUCUUACUAGAGUCUUUAAGUAUAUCAAGUAACCUGGUUUAUGAAGCUAAGGAAUCAUUACUUAGAUUUCUCAUAGAUGAUGCUGCGUUGUAUAUAUCUGAAAAGUGCAAUGAGACCAAAGUUAAUCUGAAACGAGAUUAUGUGAGUGUUGUAGAUCUUGGUAUGUUGGAGCUUUCUCUCAGACUGAGCACCCAUGAAGGAAAGAAUCCCAAGACUGAGUUGAAGGUCAGUAACAAUGUGGUUCACAUCCGAACCUGUGCCGACUCCUGCAGUGCCCUCACAAGACUGCUACUCUACCUGUCGUCUGACGGUGACGACGGAUGUAGCCCUGAUCAUCAGGUGACGAAAGGAAGCGAUACAACGCAAGAAGUAGAGCGCCCUCCUGAGGAGUCGUCAUCACCUAAACCAAAUAAAGGAGACAGUCCCGUCUCUCAUACCCACUCUGAUCAGAUGAAACAAUUGAUGGAAGAAGCUAUGAGAGAACUCAAUGGCGAUUCACCGUCUCCUCAUAACUCACCUCAAAACAAAGAUCAUGUUGUACACAUUCCCUGCACCCUGAAGCAAGACAGUGGGGCGGAAAUGUUUCUGUUCCCCGAUGAAGACAACGGCUUGGUGGACGAGGAGGUCAGAGAGGAGGACGAUGACGACGUUGAAGUCCUGAUCGACAUUAGUCCUCCGGGGAGUAGUCCGGUGUCCGUGGGCAUGUCCUCGGGGAGCGGUGGUAGCUGGACCGAGCCUGAUGGGUUCUACAACGACGAGGAGUUCUGUGUUCUGGAUGACCCUGGUAUGGGUGUCUUGAGACACAGCGGUGAACCUGAGGUGAAGGUAUUAGACGACGGACCAAUUACCAUCAAGCAGGACCACUUUGCUCCUCCGAGGACAAGAGGGGACCAACUCAAUGCUCCGCUAGACUUCCCGGCUCCUACCAUGAGGUAUACUCUGCAAGAGAUGACCGUGGUCUGGCAUAUAUAUGGAGGUCAUGACCUUAGGUCAUCAGGGUCAACCAAGAACAUCUUCAAACCAGAUGUUAAAAGUACCAGCCCUGCACAUAGUGGAGAGAAAAGGCCACAGGGAGGGAGUGCUAGUAAUUCACCUUUUAAGAGACCAGGAGACAAGCCAACUUGCAACUUAGCUAACAUGAGAUGGCAGGAGAGAGGAGGGCCAGAGAGGGAUCAUUCUGUUCUUAUGGAACUCCAAAUGAACAAAGUCCGCUUCCGCCAUGAAACCUAUCCGUCCGAUGCAAAGCAAUCUUCAAGACAGAUUCUUUUGAUCAACGACAUUGAGGUGCGGGAUCGUCUCGCUCAGUCUCAAAUCAACAAGUUCUUAUAUCUCUAUUCUUCAGAAGCCAGGCCGAAGAGAACCCAUGCAAAUAUGGUGCUAGUGAAGGCUCUUCACAUCCGACCUGAUCCUGAUGUUGACACAGAAGAAUGUUGUCUGCGGAUAUCUCUUCAGCCUCUCAGGUUUAAUAUCGAUCAGGAUGCAUUAUUUUUCUUGAGAGAUUUCUUCACAGAGGUAUCAUCUGAAGCUACUUAUGUUCCUAGUCCUGAUCACAAGCCUAGUAAAUCCCCAACAGACAAGAAGUCCCACAAGGUGAGGAUAACCGAUGCCCCGCCCCAAAUCAUUCCAAAUCAACCCGUCCAAUCAGAUCAUCCCAUUAGUAACCAAGCAACCAAUGAUAAGCUUAAAGCAUCUAGUUCGCCUGCUCAGCCUGUCUUCUUCAAGUCUUUUGUAUUCUCUCCUGAUGUUCUCAUCAAGUUGGAUUACGAAGGAAAACGUGUUGAUAUGGAUCAAGGUACAUUCCUCGGUCUCCUGGUUGGUUUAGGUCAACUUAACCAUUCUGAACUGACUCUGAAGAGACUACAUCAUAGACAUGGGUUGCUUGGUGUUGACAGAUUAAUUCUGUUUGCAUUGAAUGAAUGGGUACAAGACAUCAAGAAAUCCCAGUUACCCAGAGUAUUAGGAGGUGUAGGACCAAUGCAUUCAUUCGUUCAACUCUUCCAAGGCAUGUUUGACCUGGUAAGGUUACCCGUCGAGCAGUACAAGAGGGAUGGUCGCCUUGUUCGAGGCAUCCAACGAGGCGCCAACUCAUUUGGUACAUCCACCGCCAUGGCUGUCGUAGAACUGACCAACCGGUUCGUCAAGCUCCUUCAGGUUGCUGCUGAGACAGCCUAUGAUGUCGUGUCCCCCGGACCCAGUGUGUCUAGCCGAGCUAUCACGUAUGGUCCAUUCGGUCAGCAGAGAUUAGCUAGACAACCAACAGAUUUCAGAGAAGGAAUGGCUAAUGCCAUCAACGUGGUCAGAGAGGGGUUGGGCGAUACCGCCACAGCCAUCAUGCAAACGGCCCUGGAAGAGCACGAACACAAGGGCGUGUCCGGAGCAGUCGGGGGCAUCCUGCGACAGAUACCUCCCUCCGUCAUACGCCCCCUCAUCCUGGCAACGGAAGCAACGUCCAGCGUCCUGGGCGGGGUCAGGAAUCAGAUGUUACCUGAUGCUCGGAAGGAGGAUGCCGAGAAGUGGAGAUCAAAGGCAAAGUGAUAUUCAGUAUCUUGGGCCUAUUUCAUGAAGAAUUACAAUUAUUAAAACUUUUUAUUUGUAGUAAGUGCGGCGUUAAUGGGUCUCGGCCGCCAAUCAGUAGCUAAGGAUGCAUGGAAAUGAAAGCCAAAGGGAAAAUGAAUCCUCUAGGGCCUGUUAUCAAGAACUUACAAUUGUUGUUCCUUUUCAUUAAUGGUAAAUCCCUAUGGUGAUGUGGACUCAGCAGCCAAUUGAAACCAACAGAUGCAUAGAAGUGGAGGUUAAAGGCAAAGUGAUUAGUCUUUGGCCUGCUUCAAAAAUAAAUUACAAUUUUUCAUGGUAAGUCCUAUAGUCACAGGUCUCAGCAGCCAAUCGAAAUCAGAGGGUGCUGAGAAAUGGAGGUCAAAGGCAAAGUGAUUUAUUUUGGACCUGUUUCAUGAAUGAACUUACAAUUAUUGUAACAUUUCAGCAAGUCUUAUGAUAACAGGGCUCAGCCGCCAAUCAAAAUCAAAAUCCAGGGCCUGUUUUCACAAAUUACAAUUAAUGUUAUUUUUCAUUAAUGAGAGGUGGAAAAUGAACUUCAAUCUUGACAAGUCAUAGUGUAACAGAGCUUAACAGCCAAUCAAGAUCAAUGGUUUCAAUCGAAAUUCAGGGUUUGUGAGAUAUUCUAGUCUGGCCUUUGUGUCAUGGUUCAUACGGGUCAGGACAGGGCAUUCAUGGGAAAUCAAGGAAGAUGAUGAUAAUUGAAAAUAGUGUUCAUGUAUCGUUGCUCACAUUAGGGCCACUUAUAUACCUUAUUUCAUAUUUUGAUGUAUAAUUUAUUUAAAGAUAUUAGAAACAAGUGACUAUAUCAUUUCAGGGUGCAUGCCUCUCUGAUUAAUGCAAUUGAUGUUUAAAGGAAAUGUAUAUUAUCAGGCAAUG
Lytechinus variegatus (green sea urchin) is the source of this 7574-nucleotide messenger RNA. Its product is annotated as autophagy-related protein 2 homolog B-like. Gene Ontology annotation, cellular component: extrinsic component of membrane; phagophore assembly site. Gene Ontology annotation, molecular function: phosphatidylinositol-3-phosphate binding. The transcript has 44 exons. Lineage: Eukaryota; Metazoa; Echinodermata; Echinoidea; Temnopleuroida; Toxopneustidae. The coding region runs from base 123 to 6677 and encodes 2184 amino acids. The record is from RefSeq and is a predicted model, not a curated record. Gene Ontology annotation, biological process: piecemeal microautophagy of the nucleus; reticulophagy; autophagy of mitochondrion.